Molecule: messenger RNA, 1266 nt
Organism: Penicillium maclennaniae
Lineage: Eukaryota; Fungi; Ascomycota; Eurotiomycetes; Eurotiales; Aspergillaceae
Product: zinc-binding alcohol dehydrogenase family protein
Exons: 4
Coding region: 1-1266 (421 amino acids)
Molecular function (GO): oxidoreductase activity, acting on NAD(P)H
Source: RefSeq, a predicted model, not a curated record
AUGUCAACCACUACCUGCCUUCAGCUCGCCGAAGCGCGAAAUGAGCGAACACAUUUUCGUCGCUGCUUCUUUUCUGAGCCUCCAUCUCAUGUCCCUCAUCAAUUAAGAGAGAGAAAUUUUUCUCAGAAGUCCGAGACUGUGGCGACAAGGCAAAAGGUACUGCUCCUCAAAGGGGCGCAGGAGCAAUACACCCUAGUCGACGAUCAUAGUGUUCCAUCUACUAUACAUCCUGGUGAAAUUCUAGUCAAAGUACUGGCAAUCGGCCUCAAUCCAGUCGACUGGAAGGGACCUGCGUUCAACUUUGGCAUUCCCGGCUUACCAUGGAUCAACGGUCGGGAUCUGGCAGGACUAGUCGUCCAAGUCCCCAAUGAGUCGUCUCGUCUUCGUGUUGGCGAUGUCGUUCUGGUGCCCUCAACAGACUAUCGUGACAUUCGGAAAGCAGCUUUUCAAGAGUAUGCAGUUGCCACCGAUUUCAAUGCUGCUCGCAUCCCGUCUUCAACUUGUAUCCAAGCUUCUGCCUCGGUCGGCGUUGCCUUCGUCGCUGCUGCCCUGGGUUUAGGCGUUUCAUUUGGGCAAGACUUUUCCCGUCUGAAGCGAAGUCCUGGUCCAAACCUGAUCGAAGUCAUCAACAGGCUUGAAAAGAGCGAGAUCCCACGUGACAUUCACGAUGAAUGCUUUGCUUCGUCGUCGGAGUCACAACGGCCGCAGCCCGGUGAAUGGAUUGCGAUCUGGGGAGCCUCAACAACUACCGGCCUUGUUGCUCUUCAGCUGGCUAAACUUGCUGGUCUACGAGUCAUCUGUGUGGCUGAUGUCGCGAGACACGGGGCUAAGCUUGUGCAGUCCGGUGCCGAUUUACUCGUUGAUCGCCUCGAUACCGCCCGCGCGGUAGAGAUUAUCAUCGGUGUCACUGGUGGUAAGCUGCGGUUUGCAAUGGAUGUCGUUGGCAAGGAUACAGCUUCACUUCUUCAGAAGGCCCUCGAUUCUUCUGGACACUCACAUCUCUUGGGUCUUACAGGACUGCCCAAGGAGCAAGCUCCAGGUAUCCACCAUCACACCGCGCCCAUAAAGUUGUUUCAUACAGCACCUACCGUGGGUGAGGCCAUGGUAACCUGGUUGGAGGAUUUGCUCAGUUCUGGCAAUUUGACAUUGCCAGAAAUUAUCGUGGCGGAAGGAGGAUUAGAAGGAAUCAAUGCAGCAUUGGAGGUCUUGCGGAGUGGAUCGGCCUCUGGGAAACGCAUUGUGGUGGGGCUCGGCGAGCGAUCAUAG